AACGGUCGUUUGAUUUGGUGUACCUUGUACGCCUGUUGUGAAUAUUGUAAGGCCUGUGGAUCAAUUGAACAAAUCAUAGCCCACAGUUGCACCUUACUUUUGUGGUGCCAUUAUCCGUCUAGACUGUUGAAAAACCCAUAAUUAUUUUUAUUUUUUUUUUAAGUAAUAUAAUACAAUUUUUAAUCGUUACGUUUGGUCCGUCAUCGUCAUCACCAUUGUUGGUUUUAUUUCAUUUCCUUUAUUUUCCCUUAGUUUUACUCGCAAAGCGUUGAAGAUAUUAAUUUUAGAAUGUCUCAAUUCGCGUUUGUCAAUGAUCUUAAAAGCGCCGUCAGGAUGGACGAACCAAUAACUAAUGGUCCAGCUCCGCGCUGGAUGAAAAAAAGUGUUGAAUCGACUUCAAGCUCAUCCAACACUUCUAGAAACAAAAUAUCGACUUCGGGUUCAUUCAGUGGACACAUGAAACUUUCUAAAGAAACUAUUGACUUGAUGGCUGCUAAAAGAACACCAUCAAAAACACCUAAAAAAUCAAAAUCACCAGCUUCAAGAUCAGCAUCUAAUACACCAGCUAAACCAAAAACCCCCGGUGGUGAUAGAUUCAUUCCUUCCAGAAUGUCUACAAAUUUUGACAUGAGUCAUUUUAAAAUGAAUCAAGAAAAUGAAAACUUAGACUUGAGUCCAACUCAAGCGGAUUAUAGAAAAGCCAUGUCUGAAAAUCUCCAUGGUUGUGACAUUAAUAAUGUCAGAGUUUUAUCCUAUCAGAACAAAGCACCAGCUCCUCCAGAGGGUUAUCAAAAUGCUUUGAAAGUAGUUUAUAGCCAAUCUAAGACUCCCAUGAAUGUACGUGGAAAUACUCGUUACAUACCACAUGCACCAGACCGUAUAUUGGAUGCUCCUGAAAUUGUUGACGACUAUUAUUUAAAUUUAAUUGACUGGAGUUUUUCCAACAUAUUGGCUGUCGCCCUGGGUACAAGUGUUUAUCUAUGGAAUGCUGACACAGGUGCAAUUGAUCAGUUGUUGGAUUUAGAAGGUGCUGAUUAUAUUACAUCUUUGAGCUGGAUACCUAAUGGACACUUAUUAGCAGUUGGAACUUCCCUAGGACCUGUCCAACUAUGGGAUGUGUCACAGACAAAGCGGCUACGUAUAAUGAACAGUCAUAGUUCAAGAGUAGGUGCCAUGUCAUGGAACAAUCAUAUAUUAACCACAGGUUCUAGAAAUGGACAACUUGUUCACAAUGAUGUCAGACAUAGAGAACACAUUAUUACUAUAAUUCAAUCCCAUACACAAGAAGUUUGUGGUUUGAAAUGGUCAACUGACGGUCGUUACCUAGCCAGUGGUGGCAAUGAUAAUCUGCUAAAUGUGUAUAGUGGCUUACCCGGUCAAACAACUUACCAUUCUGAACCCAUAUAUAGUUUUAGUCAACAUCAAGCAGCGGUCAAAGCUUUAGAUUGGUGCCCAUGGCAAACUAAUGUAUUGGCCAGUGGUGGUGGUACAGCUGACAGGACUAUUAGAUUUUGGAAUUGUAAUAAUGGUCAGUGUAUUAAUUCUGUCAAUGCCAACUCACAAGUAUGCGCUAUUCUGUGGUCUAAAACAUACAGGGAAUUGGUAUCAGCACAUGGGUUUGCAAACAAUCAGCUUACCAUAUGGAAGUACCCAUCACUGACAAAGGUUGCUGAGCUAACUGGACACACCAAUCGUAUUCUUAACUUAGCCAUGUCACCAGAUGGUUCUACAGUACUCUCAGCUGGAGCUGAUGAGACCUUAAGAAUGUGGAAGUGCUUCUUGCCAGAUCCAAACAAGAAGAAAGAGAAAGAGAAGCGAUCUUCUAGACCCACUUUGCUGGGUCCGGGCUUAAGAUAAUUAGUGAGCAUUUGUUUUUCAAUAUUUGUUUGUCAAUUAGAUUUGUAUACAAUA
Sipha flava (yellow sugarcane aphid) is the source of this 1911-nucleotide messenger RNA. It is a transcript of the gene fzy, whose product is annotated as cell division cycle protein 20 homolog. Gene Ontology annotation, cellular component: anaphase-promoting complex. The record is from RefSeq and is a predicted model, not a curated record. Gene Ontology annotation, molecular function: protein binding; ubiquitin ligase activator activity; anaphase-promoting complex binding. Lineage: Eukaryota; Metazoa; Arthropoda; Insecta; Hemiptera; Aphididae. The transcript has 10 exons. The coding region runs from base 289 to 1857 and encodes 522 amino acids. Gene Ontology annotation, biological process: anaphase-promoting complex-dependent catabolic process; positive regulation of ubiquitin protein ligase activity; positive regulation of anaphase-promoting complex-dependent catabolic process.